This is a messenger RNA of Marchantia polymorpha subsp. ruderalis, 1754 nucleotides long. The record is from the annotation of a GenBank genome assembly. Lineage: Eukaryota; Viridiplantae; Streptophyta; Marchantiopsida; Marchantiales; Marchantiaceae.
AAGCCAACGCGUGGGCAAAAUGCCCUCACAGAUUUCACGUUGAUCAGACCUGCGGUUCGCAAUCAGAUUGCACGCUAGGAUCGGCCGAAGGUCGUGUUCCCAGUCGUUAGGACGCAUGCCGUUAGUCCAUUUCAUGUUGAAUUGUUGAGCCCUCGUGGAAUUGCAGCAGAGACACUGGGUACUUCGAGCUGGAUGGGCACGGAGGUACAAGCAGACAUGAACAAUGGUCCAGUCCAAGAAACUCAGACCUCCGGAGAUAUAGGGGGAGCUCCAGUGAUCGACCUUACGGGUAUAGAAGGCCCGAGUCGAGAAAGGAUAAUGAGAGAAGUUUCUGCUGCCUGUGAAGAAUGGGGGUUUUUCCAAGUGGUCAAUCAUGGUGUAGACUUGGCUGUGAUGAAAAGGGCCAAGGACGCUUCCAAGGAGUUUUUCGCUUCACCAGAUGAGGAGAAGCUUAAAUUUGCUAUGAAGAAGAAUGUUCACUUUCACGGCUAUUUCAAUCCUGACCUGAUGGAUAAAGAUGUAUCAAAAUUUUCCCCAACGUACGAACACCUCUACUACGUCUUCUAUCCGCCAUUGCAGGAGCACAAGGAUCGGUGGCCAACUAUCCCGGAAGGCUUUGGGCCGGCCAUGUACGAGUACGUUGUGGAAAGUCGAGGGCUCGUCGAGAGGAUUUUGGGCCUGUUGUCAGAAUCUCUGGGUGUCGAAAGCCAUGCUCUGUUCAACGGGUUGAAAGGACCGGACGUGACUCAAAGCAAUAUGAACAUCAGUUUUUACAAUGCCAAGAAAGAAGGAGAAGGAGAAGAUCAAAUAGCACUCCUCGGACAUACGGAUCCAGGUGCGGUGACUGUGGUCUACUCGGACGAGGUGGUUGGACUGCAAGUCCAGAAGGGUGAUCGUUGGCUGGAUAUUGAACCAACACCAAAUUCACUGAUCGUCAACUUGGGUGACCAACUCCAGAUCAUGAGCAACGGCAGGUUCAUUAGUGGGAACCACAGGGUAGUGGAGAAGUCAUCUAAGCGCCGACUUUCAAUUAUAAACUUCUAUUCGCCCAACAUGGAUGCUAUAAUAGGUCCUCUCGACGGGCUUCUGAGUGAAUCGAACCCACCUGUCUACAAAUCAACCCCGUAUCGUGUAUACUUAGACACUUUCCGUCAACGGGCAAGGGCACAAUUACUCGAUACCAUCAGCUCAUUUAAGGUUCUCAGUCUCAGUGAUCAAGAACCUUCUUCUGAAUCCACUAUUGGAACUGCCUCAACUUCUUCUACAAUAGGUGAGAGUACUUCGAGCACGGGUAUGCGCUAAGAGGCAUGCCAGUACUUCUCCUGACGAGCAUUUUGUGAGAGCACGGGCUUCGCGGCCAGAGUGACCCAACUCUGGUUUGUGCACUGCAGCUCUGUUUCGCUUCAAUCGCAGUGCCCAGUGAAGGCCGAAUGAUCUUCAGUGAAUAUAUGUUUUCGUUAAUGUUGCUAUGCAAACCUUCACAGGAAGCAAUAUAUGAAAGCAGUGCAGCAACGGACCAGAAGCCAGCAGAAACAUUUCGAUUCAUGAGUUAGAAGAGAGUACCGAAAAGAGUAAUGCUAUAUCAAAAGAGACCAUAAGACCCCAUCAAAUUUUCUAUGGAUCAAUUCAUUGGGUAGGAAGGCAAUAGGUCCUAUUACGUUUUUUAGUAAUAUAUGACAACUGUUUAUAUAAUAAUUUUUUUUACUCCAAUAGAUAAGAGCUCCUAGUAGAGGUUGAGUAUAUAUUAUCCUACA